Molecule: messenger RNA, 1872 nt
Organism: Cuscuta europaea
Lineage: Eukaryota; Viridiplantae; Streptophyta; Magnoliopsida; Solanales; Convolvulaceae
Source: the annotation of a GenBank genome assembly
CUGAAAUCACGUACAAAAGAAAAAAAUAUACUCCGAUCCAUAUUUUGGUUGAACUAUUCUUAUUUUAAUUAAUAAUAAGUGGUGUCAAUCGAUCAAAGAAUUGAUCGAAUGGAUUCAUUCAACGCCAUGCCCUCCAUUCCGGUAGGAGCUUGCGGCACAACUGCUGCAGCUAUUCUAAUAUUGUCAACCACCCUUCUUCUUUGCCGCACUUUAUUUAAAAAAGGGUCAAGGCAAAAACUACCGCCACCGGAGGUCGGCGGCGCAUGGCCUAUAAUCGGUCAUCUCCGCCUCCUCAUCGUCGACCCUCGACCACUUCACCUAGUCCUGGGUGACCUGGCGGACAAAUACGGGCCCAUGUUCCAAAUGAGGCUCGGGGCACAGAAAGUUUUGGUCGUGAGUGACUCACAGAUUGCAAAAGAAAUCUUCACCGUAAAAGACCGCGCCUUCGGCGGCCGGCCGGCGAGCAUAGCUAUGGAGGUCUUGGGGUACAACUACGCCAUCUAUAUUUUCAGCCCGGACCUCGCAUACUGGCGUGAUCUCCGGAAGGUGGUAAUGGUAGAGCUACUGUCCACCCACCGCCUUAAUGGGCUGAGGCAUUUCUGGGAGUCAGGGCUUACGUCACUCACGGAAGACAUCUACCGCACUUGGCUGCGGGAGACGAUCUAUUCGAGAGCAUCCCAAAAUCCUGGAUCCGCCUUUGCUCGGCCGGAAAACACCGAGGAAUACGUGAAGGUUGAGAUGAUAGAUUUAAUCAGUAGACACUUACUGGACAUACUGACACGGAUGUUGUUCGGGCAGCCGUCCGGGGAAGAAGGGAGUAAGACGGGAGCGAAAUUGAGGAAAUUCUUUGAUUUGUUGGCAGUGCCAAUGGUGGGUGACGCUGUUCCAUGGCUGAGAUGGUUGGACAUUGGAGGGCACGAGAAAGCCAUGAGGGAGACGGCCAGAGAGUUGGACGAAAUGGUGGAAGGCUGGCUUCAACAGCACAAAAUGAAAAGACAGCAGAAUCAGUCUAAGGGUAGUGAAGAAGAAGUCAAAGACUUCAUGGAUGCACUCAUUACUCGUUUUGAGAGUGAAAAGGAUUCUAUACAAUCAGAUUGUGACACCGACACCAUUGUCAAAUCUACUUGCUUGGCUAUCCUGGCAGGAGCUAGUGAUACAACAACGAUAACAUUAGUUUGGGCAAUAUCUUUACUAUUAAACCAUGAGAGCUGCUUAGAAAAGGUGAAAGCGGAGGUAGACAUGCAAGUGGGUAGAGAAAGGAACGUCAACCCCUCCGACCUAAACAACUUGACAUAUCUGCAUGCUGUCAUCAAAGAAACCCUACGUUUAUAUCCAGCGGGCCCUCUUUCACUGCCACACGAGGCCGUAGAAGAUUGCACGGUCAAUGGCUACGAUGUCUCGAAAGGCACCCGUUUGUUGGUGAAUCUCCCAAAGAUGCACAGAGACCCGAACAUUUGGAAGGACUCGAUCGAGUUUAGGCCGGAGAGGUUCUUGGAUGAGAAAAAGGACACAGGUGUGAAGGGGAACCAUUUUGAGCUACUCCCUUUUGGGAGUGGGAGGAGGGUGUGUCAAGGGAUGUCAUUGGCUCAACAGGUUGUUGGGUUGGGGAUGGCUAAGCUUGUCCAUGGUUUUCACCUGAAAAGGGUUUCAGAAGAGGCGGUCGACAUGACGGAGUGUAGCGCCACAUUAACAAGCAUGAAGGCUACUCCGCUCCAUGUUCUCCUUUCUCCUCGCCUACCUUCACAUCUUUAUCAAAGCUAGUUAGCUAGCUGCGGUCGUCAGCUAGCUAACAAGCCUAUAAAACUACGCUGUAUUUGAGUUGUUGAUUGCACACUUUUGCGUCCUUUGUUUAUUUCUCCUCCCUGGCUCGCU